GCGGUGGGAGUGGCCCCAGCACUCAAGCUGGGCCGGGUGCGGCGCACGUUCCCGGAGCGCCCCUGCGCGGAUCACAGGAGCCUUUUCUGCGGUGUCGCCUUGGAGCUGCAAAGAGCUAAGCUCCGACUGUCGCCGAGAUCCAGACCCGUCCGCGACCCAGGACCAGGCCGCCUCGGGGACUAGCAGCUAACUCGGCUCCCGCCCAGGGGCUGCUGGAACAUGUGCCGGGGGACGCAGUUUGUUUGACAGUUGCUAGACUAUGUUUUCACUUCUGAUCGUACUCAGCCAGCUGCCCAGACUUACCCUCGCAUUUCCUCAUUGUACAAGAAGUCUAAAGGAUUCCGAACAUGCCCCAGAAGAAGUCUUUGCAUCAAAAGAAGCAGCAAACAUCUUUAUGCACCGCCGCCUCCUGAACAAUAGGUUUGAUUUAGAACUCUUCACUCCUGGGGACCUGGAAAGAGAGUGCUAUGAGGAGUUCUGUAGUUAUGAAGAAGCCAGAGAGAUUUUGGGGGAUGACGAAAACACGAUCACAUUUUGGCAAACUUAUUCAAUUAAAGGACCAACCACAGGAUCAGAUGUUAACAAAGAGAAAAUUGAUGUUAUGAGCCUUCUGACUGGAUUAAUUGUGGCUGGAGUAUUCUUGGUUGUUUUUGGUUUGCUUGGCUACUAUCUCUGUAUCACCAAGUGUAACAGGCAGCCGUAUCCAAGCUCUUCAGCUGCCUAUACAAGAACGGCCAGACACACACCCUCCAUUGUUUUCAGAACCCCUGAGGAAGCUGUCUUGUCUCCAUCGACAUCUUCAGAGGAUACAGGACUACCUUCCUAUGAACAGGCAGUAGCACUGACCAGAAAGCACAGUGUCUCACCACCACCUCCCUAUCCUGGGCCUGCAAGAGGAUUUAGGGUAUUUAAAAAGUCUAUGUCACUCCCGUCUCACUAAGCCUAUCUAGCUGCCUUGCUGGAAGACAUUCAUUCAUGUGGUUGAAUAAUUUGUUCUCCCUGGGGGAAAAAAAGAAAAAGAUUUGCUUGUUCAGCUUUUUAUGACACAUCGCAAGGAAUAAAGAAACGAUACAUACAGCACAGACUUCACCACAGCUCUGCUUUCAUCUUGAACCCGGACUGGAUCGCUAUCGUCUUGGUAAGAAACUUCAACUCCAUACCAUGAAGUUAAGAAGAAAGCGCCUUUUGCCAUGUAUACUGUACUGGUUCAACAAUCUUUGCUGUAGCUGGAUAAUGUGGUGUGUGCCUACAAACACUCAGGAGGCUUAGAGGGAAGGGAUGGGAGUUCAAGACCAGCCUGGGCUCUGUCAAGACCCUGUCAGAAAACACAGUUUGUUAUUAGUAGAAUAAUUAAAAGUAGCCAACCGGGAACUGUCAGUCUUAGAUCAUGAGAUUGGAUCUUCCUUAGGAUUUCUUUUCGGCUGAAAAUACUUCAUAGAAUUUGAUGUUUUUGCUGUGUAAAUUUGUGGCCUUGAUAUAAUCAGUUGGUUUUCUGUUCUAAUUAGUGUAGAGCAUUCAUCAAAGUUGCAGGUGUUAGUUUUUCACUCACUAUCAAUCACAGUUCAAUGGUGUCAAGAGUUCUUGUUUGUUUAUUUUUGUUUUUUAAAAAUUGCUAUUCAUGGACUAAGGGGAUGCCUCACUUGGAAAGUGCUCAUCAUACAAACAUGAGGGACCUGAGUUCAAUCCUCAAUACCCAUGUUUGAAACAAACAAACAAACAAACAAGAAACAAAACAAGCAAGCAAGCAAACAAGCAAACAAACCAAACAGAUUUGAGUGCUUGGGUGCACACCUAUAAUCUCAGCACUGUAGGAGGAUUCAAGAGGACCCCUGAGCUCGGUGGCUAGCCACAGGAGCUGAAUCAGGAACCUCUAAAUUCAGUCUCAAAAUUUAAGGUAGAGCCAGUGAGGUGGGUGAAUGCCUUUAAUCCUGGCACUGGAGAGGCAGAGAUCUCUGUGAGUUCGAAGCCACCUUGGUCUACAGAGCUAGUUCCAGGACAGACAGAGCUACACAAAGAAGCCCUGUCUAAAAUACCAUUUAAAAAAAAAAAUUGAAGUGGAAAGCAAUUGAAGAAGAUCCCAAUAUCAACUUCUGGCCUUGACAUGCACAAGCUUGCAUACAAUAUUGAGCUAGAAGUUUACUAAUAGAAUAUUUGCUUCACACGCAUGAGGCCCCGAGUUUGAGGUCCCCAGCAGUAUUAACUAAAGUCACCUUUACAUCUUAUGUGCAUCAGUGGGUUUUUUUUGUUGUCGAUCUGUUUGUUUAUUGCGGUGCGUGUGUAUGUAUGUGUGUGUGUGUGUGUGUGUGUGUGUGUGUGUGUGUGUGCAUGCAUGCUGGAGAUUGAACCAAAGCAUCAUAUAUGCUUAGCACAUGCUGCACAAUUAAGCUAAAUUCUCAGUCUCCCUUGUUUCUCCUAGUAUAUCUUAGCACACAGAAAACACAUCAUAGUCUUAACAGAUACUUGUCAUAAUCACAUAAAUGACCAGUUCUUCCUUAAUGUAGAAGAAGAGCUCAGUGGAAAAGUCAUGCCUGAGCAAGAACCUGGGUUAGA
Molecule: messenger RNA, 2550 nt
Organism: Mastomys coucha (southern multimammate mouse)
Lineage: Eukaryota; Metazoa; Chordata; Mammalia; Rodentia; Muridae
Gene: Prrg4
Product: proline rich and Gla domain 4
Exons: 6
Coding region: 260-940 (226 amino acids)
Cellular component (GO): extracellular region
Molecular function (GO): calcium ion binding
Source: RefSeq, a predicted model, not a curated record